This is a messenger RNA of Nyctereutes procyonoides (raccoon dog), 1649 nucleotides long. Its product is annotated as sterile alpha motif domain-containing protein 1-like. The record is from RefSeq and is a predicted model, not a curated record. The coding region runs from base 4 to 456 and encodes 150 amino acids. Lineage: Eukaryota; Metazoa; Chordata; Mammalia; Carnivora; Canidae. The transcript is spliced from 2 exons.
GUCAUGGUGGCCCUGCAGGCGCGCGGGCAGGGCCGCUGCGGCUCUGAUUUGCGGCCCCCCGCCCUCCCCCGAGAACCUCAAUGUUCAGAGGCAGACGCAGGUUGCGCACGGGAGGAGGCAAGAAAGCGAGGGCGGGGAUACGACUCUGCCGCGCCCCCCGCCCCUCCAAAAAAAAAAGAAAAGAAAAGAGAAGAGAAGAGUUGCCGAAACGAGGUGGGUCCGCAGCGGCUGCGGCCGCCGCUACAUGUCGCCUCCGCGCAGUUCCCGGCGGCGAAGCGGAGACCCGCGGGAUUCCGGGCUGCGGCUGCGGCUGCGGCUGCGGCUCCGGCUCCGGCUGCGGCUCCGGCUGCGGCUCCGGCUCCGGCUCCGGCCGCGGCCAGCUCCCGCCCAGCCCUGCCCCGCAGCGCACCUACGGCUCUAGGAGCUAGACGAAACCUGAAAACGCUAACCAUGUAGGGAGAGGACACUUUUUUUCUGCGCUCGGCGGGAGCCCUGCAGCCGCCGGCGGCGAACGCCAGACCUGGGAAUGGAGAGCGCGCUUCCGCAAAAGCUUUUCACUCGUGGGGGUGGGGGGAUCUCCUUUCACCCCGGGGCUUAGUCGGAGAGCCGAGCAGUGUUCACCAGGGCCCAAGUAAGGCUGCUGACAGGUCUGGUGCUACCUGGCCCGGAUCCCUCGACUUCCCCCGACUCCACCCCCGGAGGGACGACUCCGCGGCCAGGGGCACUAGUGAGCUCUCCGACGGCCGCUUUCUUUCCUGGCAGCUGGGAAGGUCUCUGUCGAAUCAGGUUCUGCUUUUAAAGGACAGAAAGAAAGGAGGAAGGAAGGGGAAUCCCCUGAUUUUAAACCUACUGUCGACCUUGGAUCCACAAGAGAAAUCUUCAGCCUCCCCACCUGGCAUUCCCAUCAAAGCACCUCCCAGUGUGGUCCUUGCUACCCCUCUAACCGCUCCCACUCCCCACUCCUGCAACCUGACUCUCAAGACUACUUGCCUUCCCCAUCCCUUUAAGGCUAUCUGAUGCUUACCUGUGUUUUCAAUCCAGUCCAAUGCACACCUUCUUUGUGAAGAUUUUCAGGGGUUUUCCAGCCCUGUGAUCCCUGUAUUCGAACACCACCAGAAUAUAUUGCCUGAAACACUCUGUAAGCCAACCGUGCAGCGCCUUCUUUCACUGCUAGUGUACUUGUAUAGUUUUACUGUUUAACCUUGCAUUGUUCCCUGAGUCCAGUUUUGUCUGCCCAGCUAACUAGACUGGUUGACUUGAGGACCGGACUUUAUCUCAGACUUUUAAACUUCCUCAACAGACUCGUUCAAAAUACGUGUUCAAUAAACAUUUAACUGGUUGGAUUUAAAGCUUAUGGCCUCAGGCUCCCUGAUGUUUGUCUCAAAAAUUGGAACCUGCUGUAAGUUAGACGUUUCCUUUAUGCCUUAAGUAUCUUUUAUGUGCGAUAAAUGGAAAUUAACAUCUCAAAACUAUCCUCCAUUCAACUGUCUGUGCGAUAAAGAGGAUUUUUCUGGCAAACACCAAUAGAGUUUGAGAAAUAGCCCUGAGGGGUUCCCUGGGUGGCUCGGUGGUUUAGCACCUGCCUUCCGCCUGGAGUCCUGGGAUCAAGUCCCCACAUCAGGCUCUCUGCAUGAAUCCUGCUCCUCCCU